Molecule: messenger RNA, 2180 nt
Organism: Harpegnathos saltator (Jerdon's jumping ant)
Lineage: Eukaryota; Metazoa; Arthropoda; Insecta; Hymenoptera; Formicidae
Product: CDK5 regulatory subunit-associated protein 3
Exons: 9
Coding region: 163-1725 (520 amino acids)
Biological process (GO): regulation of mitotic cell cycle
Cellular component (GO): endomembrane system
Source: RefSeq, a predicted model, not a curated record
UACAUGCUUUGUGCACCUCGUGCAGAAAGUUCAGCUGUAAAGAGUAAACUUGUCGUGGACAUGUCUCUUGACGUGUGAGGAAAGAACAGCUGUUAUAACCUGUUGUCUCUACGGUCGGAUUUAAAAGCUCCUGUCCGAAAAUUGAUUAGACUUGGCAAUAAAAUGCAGGAGCAAGAUAUACCAAUCGACAUUAAUACAGGGAAAUUAUUGGACUGGCUGGUUAAUAGGAGACACUGUAAGAAAGAUUGGCAUGCAACCAUCUUGGCCAUUAGGGAAAAAAUUAAUAAUGCGAUACAAGAUAUGCCUGCUCAUGAUGGCAUCGCUUCCUUGUUAUGCGGUGCUUAUAUAAACUAUUUCUAUUGCGUUAAGAUUGUGGAGAUUUUGAAGGAAACGGAAGCAGACACAAAAAAUUUAUUUGGACGAUAUGGCUCUCAGAGAAUGAAAGACUGGCAAGAGGUUUUACAGCGGUAUGAAAAGGAUAAUGUUUAUCUCGCGGAGGCUGCGCAAAUGCUCAUGAGAAAUGUAAAUUAUGAGGUCCCUAGUAUCAAGAAACAGAUACAGAAGUUGGAACAGUCAUUAAUUGAUCUAGAGAAGAAAGAAAUGGAAUAUAAAAAGUCGGAAAAUACGGCGCAUGCAGAGUAUAAUGUAUUGUGUAAACAAUUGGGUAUAAGUAGCCAUAACACAGCUAGGAAGGAAUUGAUGGAGAAAGUUAAAGAAUUGCCAGCCAUUUAUCAGAGUGUAGUGGAAAAGACAAGGAGCUUGGACAAAGUCGUCGAGUUUUACAGUGCGUUUGUUGAAUUUACUCUCGGGCGGCGGUACGACGGUAACAGUUGCGUAUCGAUGAUUAAAUAUGUAAUUGAGAAAGGGAACGCCACAACGUAUGAAUAUACAUAUGGAGAAGCGCCAUUGUCAGUGGUGGAGCCGCCGUUAAAUAUUAAAGCUGAUGAGGAAGAGAAUAACGCGACAAUUAACUCGAAUGUGGAUACAAAUACCAUUGACUUUGGUGAUUUGGAUUUGAAUGAAGAGAUUGAUUUCGGUGAAGAGGUCGAUUUGAGCACCGCGGAAGGUGAUAUCGAUUGGGGAGACGAAAGUGCUGCGGUGCAACCCCCCGUCGGGGAGGAGGAAAUAGAUUGCGACAUCUCCUUGGAAGAGUCGGGUAUCGUUGUCGAAGCAGUCGGUCACGAGGGUGGCAUAGCUGCAGGACGUGACGCGUAUACGAUAUUGGAUAAUCCCGCAACUAGAGUCGAAUUCAUCAAUCAAUUAUUCGAGUUGGAGGCGUUCAUGAAAUUACGUUUGUACGAAUUUAAAGGCGACGAUAAAAAAAAUCUGUUGAGCUUCAGUCAAAUGCAAGACGCCUCCUCGAUCCUGCAACUUUCCACCACGGAGAGCACGCAAAAUAUGCUCGAUAAUAUCCAAAUUGUCCUCUCGGAAAUAUUACACAAUAAUGUUCAUCAUUUACAUAACAUCAAGCAUUAUCCGAGAUACGCGGAUAUAGUGAUUGCCGGUUUGAAGCAGAAAUUGAAGCUGAUCGACAGAAUGGUGGCCCAGCAAGAAUCUGUACGACGGAAACAGAAAGACGCGCAGGAUGAAAUUGAUAAAUUACGUCCGCUAUUGAGACUCGUUGUGCAAAGAACCAGGGAAUUGCAAACCGAGAUAGAACGAGACAUCUCCAAGAGAUACAAGAACAGAACGGUACACUUGACUGGUGGUGUAAAUACAUUGUAAAUAUUCACAGUAAAUUGUCCACGAACGGCCAAAAUUGACUAAAUGCGGGGAUGCGUCCAGCGUGUACAUAACUUCUUGAUUAAGACAGUAUGAGCAAAUGGACUUUCUUACUGUCGUGUAAAGUAUGCGGUAUGAUUUUCUAUUCUUCUACUUUCAAUUCAUCGAUAACAAAGGGAGAUAAGAAGGGAUACGUGUAAACGGGGGAGAAAAUAAAAUUGUACGAACGCAGUAGAAUGAUAAUCGUUGUUGAUCAAUGUUCGUUCAUGUAACUCGUUUCACACAUAGAAAACGCUCGCUGAUACGGUCAGCAUUCUCUCUUUGGCAUCGCAGUACACGUUGUAUUAUCCUUGUCCCUGUGAGUUAAUCGCACGAUUGCGAUAUUCACGUUCGUUUAUCGUGAAAGCGCGGUAUGUCGAAUUCUCGAGACCAUAAAGCCAUCUUUUUAUUGCACUUUU